Molecule: messenger RNA, 4087 nt
Organism: Salvelinus fontinalis (brook trout)
Lineage: Eukaryota; Metazoa; Chordata; Actinopteri; Salmoniformes; Salmonidae
Product: PH and SEC7 domain-containing protein-like
Exons: 15
Coding region: 598-3879 (1093 amino acids)
Biological process (GO): regulation of ARF protein signal transduction
Molecular function (GO): guanyl-nucleotide exchange factor activity; protein binding; phospholipid binding
Source: RefSeq, a predicted model, not a curated record
GUCUUUCCCAGGCAUAUCCGUGUUGCAGAUGAGCAGAGAGUGGCGGAAGUCUGGGAUCUGUUGCCUGGAGAUGAGAGGUAUCUGUCACAGAAGAGUGGAUCAGGACUUGUGAAUUGCAUGCGUCCUCUCUGUGACACCCCAGGCUAGUGCUGUCUGAGAGAGGCUGUAAGACAUGUUUGUUGUGGGUCUGAGUUGCAGCACCCAGAUUGACAAGUCACUGGAGGGAUUACGCCGUGUGCUGUAAGCCGUCUAUCUACAUGGCAAUAAGGAGUUUUUUUUCACCCAGACUGACUUAAAGCCCUACUAGCUAACUGAUCAUAUGAUACCCCUUGAGAAAGCUUGAAAGGAUGGAGCGCCAGCCCAGCAGCCUGACAGGAAAUGAGAAAUGAGCACCCAAACAGGAAGUGUGGCCAAGCAUUGUCCCGGAUGUCGGUUAUGUGACGGCAGCACCGGAAGCUGUAACCAACCACAGGAGUCUACCAUGACAGCAUCAUUGUGACCUAAUUCCGAGAUGGAUAACCUGCCCUGCACAGAGUAAUGAGACUGAACUAAGCUGAACCGUAUCUCUCUGCUUAGGACUGAGUGAAGAGAGAGGUUAUGGAGGAGGCUAUGGUGUGCUCUCCUCUCCCAGACCUCAAGGAGCCAGACAGCCAGACAUGGACCUCCAUGGAGCUCCUACCACCGAGCAGGCCCCUAGAGGAGGCUAUUCGGUGGGGAGAGAUGGAGAAGCAGGUGAACGAGGCAGACAGGGAGAAAGAGGACAACUCUCCUGAAACUGGAAGGAUCUCUGAGGAGCCAGAGGAGCACUGGGACUCCAUGACUUUACCUGUGUACCCCAUGACCUGUCCCAGUGUCCUUCUGUCCUUUGCCACAGUGCAGUGGGACAUGCCUGACCUUUCCCCUGACAUACCCUUCCUCAUGACUGACAACAGCUUGGCCGAUGAGCUGGAUUCCAGUGGAGCAGCCAGUCUGGACUGGACUGUGAACCCGCUGUCCUUCCUCCACCACCACCAGCAGCAGCAGCAUCAAUCCUGUGUGACAGUGAUAAACAUAGACCUGUCUGUCCAGGAGAAGACAGAGAAGCUCAAUAGACCGGAACAGCAGUUGCCGCUGGACAGUGAAAACUCCCAUCCGGCAUGUGAUACACCGAGCCCAGAUGUGGAGGCUUCAGCACAACAGCUAUUUGAGGAACAUGACUCUCUUUCAGAAAGCUCUACACGGCAGGAGACAGAGAAAGGGAUGGGACAGCCUGUGACAGAAGAUACUAUCCCACCCUCUGACAGAGCUCCUAGCAUUGUACAGACAGGAGAGUCAGAGACUGGGCUGGAUAGUAAGAGUCUAGACACUGUACUGGGAGAGGAACAGGAACAGACUAGCAGAGUGCUAACAAUACUGAUCAAUUCAGAGCAAGGAUCAAGCUCUACGAACUAUGAGAAGGAACAGGCUGUAACUAAUUUAGCUUAUAAUGGAGACGUGCAGAGAAGUGACGGGCAGACAGAACAGACCGAGCAGUCAGAGGGGAGGGAACAGUCAGAUAGUGAGGGGGAAUCAGAGACUAUAGAACUCUUAGGGCACCUGUUUGAGCCAGCUGAACUGAAAGAACAGUCAGAACUCACAGAGAAGUCUGAACACAGUGGGCAGUCCGAGCCUAACCACACAAAACAGAGUGAAUACAAAGACAACACCGAGACAACAGAGCAGCCAGAAGAGUCUGAGCAACUUGUAGAGUCCAACCAGGUAGAGCAUUCAAAUCAGUUAGGGGAGGAAGAACAGCAAACUGAAGAGACCCAUUUACAACAUGCAGAACAGACAGACGAGAUAGACCAGUCAGAACAAUCAAAAGAAUCAGAGCAGAUGGAUCAGUCAGAGCAGACAGAAUGUUUAGAAUCAAAACAAUUGCAACAGACACAACAUUCUCAACAAACAAUGUACUCAGAGCAGACAGAAUUUUCAGUGCAGAUGGAACCACAGACAGAAACAUCACGGCAGAUGGAACACUCAGAAGAUUCUGAGCAGUCAAAACAAUCAGGGGAGACAGAACAGACGGAACAGUCAAGGGAUUCUGACCAGUCAAAACAAUCAGAGCAGACGGAACAGUCAGAGCAGACGGAACAGUCAGAUCAGACAGAUAACAAACCAGUACAUUCAAAGCAGUUAGAUCUAUGUUUCCAUUGCACAGAGGAACUUGAACAGUCAGACCAUACAGAAGAGCAGAAACAGUCAGAGAUUGAACAGCCAGCGCAGACUGAACUGACUGAGUUGACAGAAGAGGAUGCGCAGACAGAGCAUUUCAAGCAGGUAGAAGAAUUGGAACCAAAAGAGUAUAAAGAGGAUUCAUGUUUGCCGCCCAGGGAAGGAAGUUUAGAGCAACUGGAGUCUCAGGUACAGCAAACAGAGGCCUCAGAACCAGUGGUGGUCCAUAUGAAUGGUGGAGUUUUGGACAGGGAGAAGGCCUGCAGGCUGGCUGAAAGACUCUACAGGCUGGAUGGGAUCCACAAGACAGAUGUGGUCAAACACCUGGACAAAGACAAUGGCUUUAGCCAAGCUGUUGGGCAGGAGUACCUCAAGUUCUUUGACUUCACCGGUCAGAGUCUGGACCAAGGCCUGAGGUCUUUCCUGAGGGUGGUGGUGCUGAUCGGUGAGACCCAGGAGAGAGAGCGAGUACUGCAGCAUUUCUCCUGUCGCUUCCAGCAGUGCAACCCUCACACCUUCUCUUCAGGAGAAGUACUCACACUCACCUGUGCUGUGAUGCUUCUGAACUCUGAUCUGCAUGGACAGAAUGUGGGUAAAGCCAUGUCUGUGUCCAGCUUCGUGUCCAACCUGGAUGGGAUGAAUGAGGGUGAGAACUUCAGCAAGGAGCUGUUAAAGGCUCUCUACAACACCAUUAAGAACGAGCCUCUGGAAUGGGCAGUUGAUGAGAAGGAACUGAAGAGCUCCAUGCUGUUGGUGGAGGACGCUAAAGAGGACGCACCCUUGCGCUCCAAGAGCAACCCGUUCCAAGAUGUGCCUCAUGACAAGAAGGCCACAGUGUUCAAACAGGGCUUUCUCAAACGCAAGGCCCACGCUGACAUCGAUGGCAAACGCACUCCUUGGGGGAAGAGAAGCUGGAAGACCUUCUAUGGAGUGCUGAAGGGAAUGGUCCUCUACUUACAGAAGGAUGAGUAUAAGAUGGAGUGGCAGAGUACAGAGGAGGUGGUCAGUGUGCACCAUGCCCUGGCAGAGCAGGCAGCAGACUACACCAAGAGACCACAUGUAUUCCGUCUGCAGACUGCCGACUGGAGGAUCUUCCUCUUCCAGGCCUCCUCCACAGCAGAGAUGAGUUCAUGGAUCAGCCGUAUUAACCUGGUGUCAGCCCUGCACUCUUCUCCUCCCUUCCCUGCUGCCGUGGGCUCUCAGAGGAGGUUCUGCAGACCCAUCCUGCCUGCCUCCCAGUCUGCUCACACACUGGAGAGACAGCUGCAGUCCUAUGCUCGCAUGCUGCUGUCCUUCCAGGAGGACCUGGCCUACCUGGAGCAGAGUCUCCCUGAGAGCCGCAGGGCCAAGGCCAAGGAGCUGGAGGAACACCGAGUCAGAGAGGAGUACCUUCAGCAUGAGAAAUGUCGCUACGAGGCCUAUAUCCAGAUGCUGGAGGUCUGGAAGGGUUUGAACCAGUCAGUCGACACUGAGGUGGGAACCAGCGAGCUUAGCCUGUUUGACAGAGCUGUGUGUAAGGAUACAGUGGAUGAAGAGGGAGAGGAGGGAACCCUGAAGAAGUCCCACUCCAGCCCCUCCCUGGAUCUGGAGAUGGCCUCGCCCCACGUGGUCAAAGUCAAACGCAACAUCUCCGAAAGACGGACCUAUCGCAAGAUCGUCAUACCUCGACGCAACCGGGACAUAUGAGAAAAGGUGCCCAAAAGGGAUUAAAAUAUGACUCUUACAUGAGUUUUUAAAUGGCUCUUUUUAGGACAUAGACACAAUGUGUUACUUCUAAGCACUGUCCUUUUAGUUUUCAUUUUCGGCAAGAAGGCAAAAGUCAUCAAAAUAGAAUGAAUCAAUCUCAGGGAACUUGUCUUUGUUACAUUUGCUUUACAUAAAAGUAUUUAAUUAA